UCACAGGGCAGUUGCUUUCUACAAUACAUUGUAACGUGCACACUGCACAAUGGUUUCUCAACAUGUGCAUAAUGUACAUGUACAUGUGCAUAAUGUACAUGUACAUGUGCAUAAUCUGCAUAAUGUACAUGUGCAUAAUCUGCAAUAUGUGUGCACAAUGAUGCUUGUACAAAAUGAACAUGUACAUGUCCGAUGCGAAAGCACUGUGCUAGCUAUUGUUAAGAUACUUCUGUCACAGGGCAAAGUACAAGUUUACAGUCAUUUGUUUACCUAUAAUGCAGCCAAUAAAUAUAAUAGCUUGUUGAAAUCACAAAGAAACGGCCUUCAAACAAAUUGUUCACCUACACGUACGUGAUAAGUCUAUUUAUGGCAACAGAAAAUUUCCCAUUUGUGGGUUUUUUAAUUUUAUUUUAGGCUUUCACAACAGGUACGAUCCACUGAACACAACAAGGAAACACAACCCAUAGGAAAUACACAUACUGUCUGGAUCAGGUUUCAGUACUUUCACAGUGGUGUACUUUUUCACCAGACGGAUCAAUAAACAGUUCAGUGACACAGGCAUUUAUUAAACGUCUGGACGUGUUCGACAAUGACUGCACAGGCCAGAACUAUGUACAUAUGCAACAUCUUGCAAACUAUCAGCAAAAUGAUAGACUGUUGACCAAAACGAGCUACGUGUAGAAUGGAACCCAUUUCUACAUUAUUACUGUCUGCAACUGAUGAAGUACUGCAGGAUGAAUUUCUCAGCAUCUGUCAACUGUGUAGGCUUUUGUGAUCAGGCGACCCAACCAAUGCCACCACUUUUUGGUUGCUGUGAACUUGUAUCGUUUUGGAGAAAUGCGGCGGAAAAGUUGCCACCAUAUGUACAUGUAUGUCAAAUCUAAGAACUGAUGUGUGGACGAUUUAUGUAUUCUUCCUCUGCUACUUUGAUGUGUGUUUCGCGUUGACAAGUUUAGCUUCGUGGUGAAUUAAAUAAUGUUUUUUCUCCACAGACAUGCUUUACAAGCACUGAUUUCGGAAACUGCGAGGGGAUAUAUUUACAAGCUUGAAGCUUGAGAGACUUGAUUGACCCAAAGUGCAAAAUGCCUUUCUUUGUGAUGCGUUGACUCACAAAGUCUACAAGGAGUUAAUGCAUGUUUUGAACCAAAAAAACUAAAUACAGGACAAUCACAUGUACAUACAUACAUGAACAUUGUGUGUACACUUUAAAGUUUAAGUGCCUAUGAUAUGCAAGAACUACUGCACUGCAAUUGUUGUUACAUGUAAGCAGCGAUGAUUUCCUCUCACGUAGUCCCAGAUGAUGUUCCCUUACAUUUAGCCACCAAGAUCGUCUUCAGCAUUAUUGCCGCGCUGGGCAUCGCGGGCAACGGCCUGGUCAUCUACGUAUUGGCCUCUGCGGUCGCCUCCCGCAGGGGCAAUAUCAACAUCCUCCUGAUCAACCAGUCCCUGAUUGACCUGAUUACUUCGAUUCUGCUGGUGCUGUGUUUUCUCACCCCGGGACAGAGGCCCCCAUCGCCUACUCCGGCCGCGGCAGCAUUCAUCUGCUACAUCUGGAACUCCAAGUACCUCUUCUGGGCAACCACCAUGGCCUCCAUGGUAAAUCUGCUCUUGCUGACGUUUGAGCGUUACUAUGCCACCCUCUACCCCUUACAGUACCGCAACAGGUCCUUCCUAAAAUGGCCCAGGUCCUUGGCAUUGGCUACGCUGCCCUGGAUAUUGGGCUACCUGCUGGAAAUCUACUCGGCACUCGGGCACACAGUAGACAAACAUAACCAGUGUAAGUUGAAGCACUUCCCAACCUGGUCUGUUAAGAUCAUAUACUCGGUGGCCGUGCUGGUCUUUGAUUACCUAGUGCCCCUGGGCCUGAUGGUGUUUGCCUACGUCAGAAUUUACCGGGCGCUGCGGGGGAAUGCGACAGCGUCUGGCGACUCUCCAAACGAGCGGACGCCGAUCGUCCAGCCAGCCAACCAGCAUGGAGAGUCAGCGUCCCGCAGCCAGGCGCGCCGGAACGUCAUCAAAACCCUGGUCACCGUCUGUGGGGUCUUCAGCCUGCUCUGGCUGCCAAACCAAUUUGCCUACUUUUACUACAACAUCAGUGAUGAAGUCCAUUUGAAUAUGGACCUGUACGGAGCCAGCAUCAUCUUUGCGUUCCUGAACAUGUGCGUCAACCCCUUCAUCUACACGUUCCAGUAUCAUCAGUUCCGGGAGGGGUUGGGGCGGGCUAUACCCUGCCUGGCGAGGUUUAGGAUAAUGAGAAUACCAGAAACUAGGAACAAUCUGGCACCUGCUUAACUGUGAUUUGAAUGGAUUUCCACAUAUACAAACACCCUAAAUGGUAGUUCAAAGUUCAAAGCAUUUGUGUUAAAAAAAAACCCUAUUGCCGCUGUUCAUGCUAAUCUAGUGGCUUUUUGGCACAUUACAUUGGGCAAUGGGGGAGUGUGACCUAGUGGUUAGGGUCUGUGACUCAUGAUCAGAGGGUCAGGGGUCCGAAUCCAGCUGCUGGCCAUAUGUU
This is a messenger RNA of Patiria miniata (bat star), 2512 nucleotides long. RefSeq names its product galanin receptor type 1-like. The transcript has a single exon. Gene Ontology annotation, biological process: G protein-coupled receptor signaling pathway. Gene Ontology annotation, cellular component: membrane. The record is from RefSeq and is a predicted model, not a curated record. NCBI's taxonomy places the organism in Eukaryota, Metazoa, Echinodermata, Asteroidea, Valvatida, Asterinidae. Gene Ontology annotation, molecular function: G protein-coupled receptor activity. The coding region runs from base 1273 to 2292 and encodes 339 amino acids.